Myripristis murdjan (pinecone soldierfish) is the source of this 5184-nucleotide messenger RNA. RefSeq names its product collagen, type II, alpha 1b (gene col2a1b). The record is from RefSeq and is a predicted model, not a curated record. The transcript is spliced from 54 exons. Gene Ontology annotation, molecular function: extracellular matrix structural constituent; protein binding. NCBI's taxonomy places the organism in Eukaryota, Metazoa, Chordata, Actinopteri, Holocentriformes, Holocentridae. The coding region runs from base 198 to 4673 and encodes 1491 amino acids.
UGAAGCGGUCGGUGCUGAGUUUCUGCUGGGGUCUGGGUCCUGCCACCGGAUUCCCCCAUCGGUUUUGGGAAGGUUGAAUGUUGAAUGGUUCGGCUUUGUAACUGGGAACACACACACUAAAUACUGAGAGAAGCCUCCGCUCCCUUCGUACCCUUCUUUUUUCUCCCCCAAGGCCCCUGCAUGUCUAAUAUUUAGACAUGUUCAGCUUUGUGGAUUCGAGGACUCUAUUGCUACUUGUAGCAACCCAAGUUUUUCUAUUAGCCGUUGUGAGAUGUCAGGAGGACGACCAGGAGGAUCCUUUUAGCUGUGUACAAGACGGACAACGCUAUAGCGACAAAGAUGUAUGGAAACCAGAGCCUUGUCGUAUCUGUGUGUGUGACACGGGAACUGUCCUGUGCGACGACAUUAUCUGCGAGGAGCUAAAAGACUGCCCCAAACCUGAAAUCCCAUUUGGAGAGUGUUGCCCCAUCUGCGCAGCUGACCAGGCUCCACCAAGUGGUCGAGCACCUGGAGCUAAGGGUCAGAAAGGCGAACCUGGAGACAUUACCGAUGUUGUAGGACCAAGAGGACCACCUGGCCCUAUGGGCCCACCGGGAGAGCAGGGACCACGCGGAUCAAGAGGAGAGAAAGGCGAGAAGGGAAGCCCCGGUCCCCGUGGCAGAGAUGGCGAGCCUGGUACCCCCGGAAACCCCGGCCCCCCUGGACCUCCAGGACCUAAUGGACCCCCUGGCCUUGGUGGAAACUUUGCUGCUCAGAUGGCUGGUGGAUUCGACGAGAAGGCUGGCGGCGCCCAGAUGGGUGUGAUGCAAGGACCAAUGGGCCCUAUGGGUCCUAGAGGACCACCUGGCCCCACUGGAGCACCUGGCCCACAAGGUUUCCAAGGCAACCCAGGAGAGCCUGGAGAGCCUGGACAAUCUGGCCCCAUGGGUCCCCGUGGCCCCCCUGGACCUUCUGGCAAACCUGGAGAUGAUGGUGAGGCUGGCAAACCCGGCAAAUCUGGUGAGCGUGGACCAUCUGGACCUCAGGGAGCUCGUGGAUUCCCAGGAACUCCUGGUCUGCCCGGGAUCAAGGGACACAGAGGCUAUCCAGGUCUUGAUGGUGCAAAGGGAGAGACUGGAGCUGCUGGUGCCAAGGGCGAGUCUGGCGCUCCUGGAGAGAACGGCGCUCCCGGACCAAUGGGACCUCGUGGUUUGCCUGGUGAGAGAGGCCGUCCUGGACCUUCUGGAGCUGCUGGUGCUCGUGGAAAUGAUGGUUUGCCCGGUCCUGCUGGUCCUCCUGGCCCCGUCGGUCCUGCUGGAGCUCCAGGCUUCCCUGGCUCUCCUGGUGCUAAGGGAGAAGCUGGCCCCACUGGUGCCCGUGGACCUGAGGGUGCUCAGGGGCCCCGCGGAGAGUCUGGUACUCCAGGAUCAUCCGGACCCGCUGGCGCAUCUGGUAACCCUGGUACCGAUGGUAUCCCCGGAGCUAAAGGAUCAGCUGGUGCCCCUGGUAUUGCUGGUGCUCCUGGUUUCCCUGGACCUCGUGGGCCUCCUGGGCCUCAGGGAGCAACUGGACCUCUUGGGCCCAAAGGAACAUCUGGAGACCCUGGUAUUCCAGGGUUCAAGGGAGAGGCUGGACCCAAAGGAGAAAUUGGACCAGCUGGUCCUCAGGGAGCCCCUGGCCCGGCAGGAGAAGAGGGUAAGAGAGGACCCAGGGGAGAGCCCGGCUCUGCUGGACCACGUGGACCUCCUGGAGAGAGAGGAGCUCCUGGUAACCGUGGUUUCCCUGGUCAAGAUGGUCUGGCUGGUCCCAAGGGAGCUCCUGGUGAGCGUGGACCCCCUGGUGCUGGUGGUCCUAAGGGUGCUAACGGUGACCCUGGUCGUCCUGGAGAGCCUGGUCUGCCUGGUGCCAGGGGUCUCACUGGACGUCCUGGUGAUGCUGGUCCUCAAGGAAAAGUUGGACCCUCUGGAGCGGCUGGUGAGGAUGGUCGCCCUGGACCCCCUGGUCCCCAGGGAGCCCGUGGACAGCCUGGUGUCAUGGGAUUCCCCGGACCCAAAGGAGGCACUGGAGAGGGUGGCAAGCCUGGUGAGAAAGGACUUCUCGGUGCCCCUGGUCUGAGAGGUCUGCCUGGUAAGGAUGGUGAAACCGGCGCCGCUGGACCCCCUGGCCCUGCUGGUCCUGCUGGAGAGAGAGGAGAGCAAGGACAGCCUGGACCCCCAGGUUUCCAGGGUCUGCCUGGACCUCCUGGCCCCCCUGGUGAGGGAGGCAAGCCUGGAGACCAGGGUGUUCCCGGAGAGGGUGGAGCUGCUGGUGCAACUGGACCCAGAGGUGAGCGUGGUUUCCCAGGAGAGAGAGGAGGCGCUGGUCCUCAGGGUCUGCAGGGACCUCGUGGUCUGCCUGGAACACCUGGAACUGACGGACCCAAGGGAGCCAUUGGACCUGCUGGUGCCCCUGGAGCCCAGGGCCCACCCGGUCUGCAGGGUAUGCCUGGAGAGAGAGGAACCUCAGGUAUCCCUGGACCCAAAGGAGACAGAGGUGACAAUGGAGAGAAAGGACCUGAGGGUGCUCCUGGCAAAGACGGUUCCAGAGGUCUCACUGGUCCCAUUGGUCCUCCUGGUCCCGGUGGUCCCAAUGGUGAGAAGGGUGAAUCUGGUCCUUCUGGCCCUCCUGGUGCUCCUGGUACCCGUGGUGCUCCUGGUGACAGGGGUGAGACUGGACCUCCUGGACCUGCUGGAUUUGCUGGACCUCCUGGUGCCGACGGCCAGCCUGGAGCCAAGGGAGAGCAGGGAGAAGGCGGACAGAAGGGUGACGCUGGUGCCCCUGGACCCCAAGGACCAUCUGGUGCCCCUGGACCUGCAGGUCCUACAGGUGUUUCUGGACCUAAAGGUGCUCGUGGUGCUCAGGGACCUCCUGGUGCGACUGGUUUCCCUGGUGCUGCUGGAAGAGUUGGACCACCUGGUCCCAAUGGUAAUCCUGGACCUGCUGGCCCCGCCGGCCCUCCUGGUAAAGACGGACCCAAGGGUGUGAGGGGAGAUGGCGGCCCCCCAGGAAGACAAGGUGAUCCUGGACUCCGUGGUCCUGCUGGUGCCGCAGGAGAGAAGGGAGAUCCUGGAGAGGAUGGUCCCCCUGGUCCCGACGGUCCCUCAGGUCCUCAGGGUCUGGCUGGCCAGCGUGGUAUUGUGGGUCUGCCUGGUCAGCGCGGUGAGAGAGGUUUCCCCGGCCUGCCUGGACCUUCUGGUGAGCCUGGUAAGCAGGGAGCUCCUGGUGGCAGUGGCGACCGUGGACCCCCUGGACCUGUUGGACCUCCUGGACUGACUGGACCCGCUGGAGAGCCUGGCAGAGAGGGUAACCCUGGAUCUGAUGGCCCCCCUGGCAGAGAUGGUGCCACCGGAAUCAAGGGUGACCGUGGUAACACUGGCCCUGCUGGUGCUCCCGGUGCUCCAGGUGCUACUGGUGCUCCCGGCCCAGUCGGUCCCACUGGUAAACAGGGAGACAGAGGAGAGGCUGGCGCCCAAGGGCCUGCUGGACCUUCAGGACCCGCUGGAGCUAGAGGAAUGGCUGGACCCCAAGGACCCCGUGGUGAUAAGGGAGAGGCUGGAGAGGCUGGUGAGAGAGGACAGAAGGGACACAGAGGCUUCACCGGUCUGCAGGGUCUGCCUGGACCUCCCGGUCAAGCUGGAGACCAGGGUGCUACCGGACCUUCUGGACCUGCCGGAGCAAGAGGACCACCUGGACCUGUUGGCCCCGCUGGAAAGGAUGGUUCCAACGGCCUGCCAGGACCCAUCGGACCCCCUGGACCUCGUGGUCGCUCGGGAGAGACUGGUCCUUCUGGUCCUCCUGGAAACCCUGGACCCCCCGGUCCUCCUGGUCCUCCUGGCCCUGGCAUCGAUAUGUCUGCCUUCGCUGGCCUGUCUCAGCCUGAAAAGUCACCCGAUCCUCUGCGGUACAUGAGAGCUGACCAGGCCUCCGGAAACCUCCGCCAGCACGACGCUGAGGUCGACGCCACCCUCAAGUCCCUUAACAACCAGAUUGAGAACAUCCGCAGCCCUGAGGGGUCCAAGAAGAACCCCGCUCGCACCUGCAGAGACCUGAAGCUCUGCCACCCUGACUGGAAGAGCGGAGAGUACUGGAUCGACCCUAACCAGGGCUGCACCAUUGAUGCCAUCAAGGUCUUCUGCAACAUGGAGACUGGGGAGUCCUGCGUCUACCCCAAGCCCUCUGGCAUCCCACGCAAGAACUGGUGGUCCAGCAAGAGCAAGGACCGCAAACACAUCUGGUUCGGAGAGACAAUGAAUGGAGGAUUCCACUUCAGCUAUGGCGAUGACAGCCUGGCACCCAACACUGCUGCCAUCCAGAUGACUUUCCUGAGACUGCUGUCUACCGAGGCUUCCCAGAACCUCACCUACCACUGUAAGAACAGUGUGGCCUACAUGGACGCCUCAACGGGCAACCUGAAGAAGGCCGUGCUGUUGCAGGGCUCCAAUGACGUGGAGAUCAGAGCCGAGGGCAACAGCCGCUUCACUUACAGCGUGAUGGAGGACGGCUGCACGAAACACACAGGACAGUGGGGCAAGACAGUGAUUGAAUACAGAUCGCAGAAGACCUCUCGUCUGCCCAUCGUGGACAUUGCCCCCAUGGAUAUCGGUGGAGCAGACCAGGAGUUUGGAGUCGACGUCGGGCCAGUCUGCUUCUUGUAAAGAACGAGGGAUCGAGACAGAAAGAAGAAGUGGAAAUUUAAAAGAAAAAAAAACAAAAAAACAAAAAGAUGAGAGAGGAACACGCUUCAAAUGAGGAAGAGAGAAAGAAGAGAAAAGGAAAGAUCAAGACACUUUUUUUAAAAUGGGACUUUUUUUCUAAGUAAAAAGUGCUUUUCCAAGUCGUACUCCACAGGAUAUCUGCACUGAAUGGCACCAGUACCUGUCAUCUGUGAUUCAUCCAGCAUUGACUCCAGUCACCCCCCACCCCCACCCCCUCCAGCCCCUUAAGGACAUCCAGUGUACCCCAGAGCCCCACCCUGGGUGAGGGUGAACAGUAACCCACCCACCCCCCCAUGAACAAGAGGGAGGAAGUAUGAGGAGUGUGAGGGAACAUGCCAGGGAUCUAGGGUGAAAAAAAUAUGUUGGCGUUAUUUAUUUAUUGUUUAGGUUUGGGUCCCAGGUGUGUUAGGACUAAGUGUGUUGCUAAGUAAAAAAAAAAAAAAAGCCCACU